This is a messenger RNA of Pygoscelis adeliae (Adelie penguin), 380 nucleotides long. Its product is annotated as ADP-ribosylation factor-like protein 6-interacting protein 4. Lineage: Eukaryota; Metazoa; Chordata; Aves; Sphenisciformes; Spheniscidae. Bases 27 to 380 code for a protein of 117 amino acids. The transcript is spliced from 4 exons. The record is from RefSeq and is a predicted model, not a curated record.
AAGUCUUUUGGAAGUGAUGCUAUUGAAUGUACUUUUGUCUCUCACUAGAUAUGGAUAACAGGAAGGAUGAAAAAAGUAGGACACUGUGUGCAACUUCACAAGAAGGGCUGAAAGUCCGAGAAAAAGAAAAAAGGAAACGAAAACGCAGUAGAAGCAGAUCAUCGUCCAUUUCAUCCACAUCGUCUUCUAGCACUACAUCCACUUCUUCCUCAUCACGCUCAUCAUCAAGGUCGUCUUCUUCAAGUAGCAGAGAUUCUCCUAAGUCUAAAUCAAAGAAAAAGAAAAAAGAAAAACACAGCAAAAAGGUUGCUAACCCUGCUGCAUUACUUCCUGUGUACUUCAGAGAGUACCUCUUCAGCAGUGGUAAGGGCAAGCGGUAG